Messenger RNA from Epinephelus fuscoguttatus (brown-marbled grouper), 772 nucleotides. RefSeq names its product gastrotropin-like. The coding region runs from base 93 to 470 and encodes 125 amino acids. Gene Ontology annotation, cellular component: nucleus; cytosol. The transcript has 4 exons. The record is from RefSeq and is a predicted model, not a curated record. Gene Ontology annotation, biological process: fatty acid transport. Gene Ontology annotation, molecular function: fatty acid binding. NCBI's taxonomy places the organism in Eukaryota, Metazoa, Chordata, Actinopteri, Perciformes, Serranidae.
AGUGCUACAGAGAGUGUCUGUAGCAGGCCACUCCUUUUUCUCUGUGUGUCUCAAAAACUCCUCUCUCACGUCGUCUCCUCUCUUACACCGUCAUGGCUUUCGCAGGGAAAUACGAGCUGGAGAGUCAAGACAACUAUGAGGAGUUUCUGGAAGCAAUUGGGCUCCUCAACGCCAAGACAGACCACAAAGUGGUAACGGAGGUGGUUCAGGAUGGGAACAACUUCACCUGGACACAAACUAUUCCCAACUGGUCCUGGUCCAAUAAGUUCACCGUUGGUCAGGAUUGUGAGCUGACAACGAUGAAGGGGGCCAAAUUCAAUGCUCCUGUCACUAUGGAAGGCGGCAAGAUUUCAGUACCGUUUCCUCAGUACAACUUCACAGCAGAGAUCAUUGAGGAUAAGCUGGUGAUGAUCUGCAGAACUCCAGGAGAGAAGGGUGUGACUUUUAAAAGAGUUAGCAAGAGGAUCUGAAGCUUCGAAACUCAACAUGCAGCAACAAGUGGGAACGAUGCUGCACGUGGGAGGUAAUGAAAGUGCUUCCUCCAGUUACUGAGGCAAGAGGAAUACAGUAACCAUCUGUAGUGAGGGGCAAGUGGAACAUCUCUUGGCUUCACCGGACUGUAUUUUGUGGUUUUACUUUCCGAUCUAACUAAAGGGAAGGGGUAAAACUAUAUGUGCUGCAUUUUUACAAUGAUGAAAUAACUCACCUGUACCAGUAUCCAUGUUUGAUCUGAUAUAAAUCACUGAAAUAUAGCAUGUUUUGCCACCAAUAA